Molecule: messenger RNA, 3855 nt
Organism: Apodemus sylvaticus (European woodmouse)
Lineage: Eukaryota; Metazoa; Chordata; Mammalia; Rodentia; Muridae
Gene: Itih6
Product: inter-alpha-trypsin inhibitor heavy chain family member 6
Exons: 14
Coding region: 1-3855 (1284 amino acids)
Biological process (GO): hyaluronan metabolic process
Molecular function (GO): serine-type endopeptidase inhibitor activity
Source: RefSeq, a predicted model, not a curated record
AUGUCUGAAUGGAGGUACCUCAGCUGGGUCAGCGUUUUGCUGACCAUCCUCCUAGACCUAACACACGAGGGACCUCAUGGCUCUGCCUCACCAAGCAGCAAGUUGUUGAUGACAAGCUACUCCAUACAUUCCACUGUGGUGUCUCGUUAUGCACACACUUUGGUCACCUCUGUCCUCUUCAAUCCACAUGAUGAAGCCCAUGAAGCCAUCUUUGACCUGAAUCUACCCCGCAUCGCCUUUAUCUCCAAUUUCACAAUGACCAUUGAUGAUAAAAUCUAUGUUGCAGAAAUUAAGGAAAAACAUGAGGCAAAGAAAAUGUAUGAGAAAGCCUAUCAGCAAGGAAAGACAGCUGCUCAUGUGGGUAUCAGGGACCGGGAAUCAGAAAAAUUUCGAAUCUCCACUAGGCUGGCAGCAGGCACAAAGGCAACUUUUGCCCUAGCCUAUGAAGAACUGCUACAGCGACACCAGGGCCAGUACCAGUUGGUGGUAAGCCUGAGGCCUGGACAGUUGGUGAGGAAGCUGAAUGUAGAAAUCACUGUGUCUGAAAGGACAGGCAUCGCCUAUGUGCACAUACCUCCACUGAGGACCAGCCGAAUGUGCACCAACAACCAAACAAGUGAGGGUGACUUGCCCCCAUCCACCAGGAUACAGAGGGGAGAGACCUGCGUCCACAUCACCUUCUCCCCAACACUGCGAGACCAGUCUGCCUUCUCCAGCUCAGGCAUUGUGGCUGACUUCACCGUCUACUAUGAUGUGGUCAUGGAGGACAUCAUUGGAGACGUGCAGGUCUAUGGUGGCUAUUUUAUUCAUUACUUUGCCCCCAGAGGCCUCCAGCCAGUGGAAAAGAAUGUGGUGUUUGUUAUUGACGUGAGCGGUUCCAUGUUUGGAACUAAAUUGCAACAGACUAAAAAGGCCAUGGAUACGAUCCUCAGUGAUCUGCAAGCCAGUGACUCCUUCAACAUCAUUACCUUUUCUGACACAGUUAACAUCUGGAAAGCCGAGGGCUCAAUCCAGGCCACUGUCCAGAAUAUCCGUAGUGCCAAAAACUAUGUGAGUCGCAUGGAAGCGGAUGGCUGGACGGACAUCAAUGCAGCUCUGCUGGCAGCUGCUUCAGUGCUGAACCAUAGCAACCAGGAGCCUGGAAAGGGCCGUGGUGUGGGGCAGAUUCCUCUUAUCAUGUUCCUGACAGAUGGGGAGCCCACAGCCGGUGAGACAACUCCCAGUGUGAUCCUUUCAAACAUCCGUCAGGCACUGGCCCACAGGGUAUCUCUUUUCAGCUUGGCCUUUGGAGACGAUGCUGACUUCUCCCUACUGCAUCGUUUGUCCCUGGAGAACCAGGGAGAAGCAAGACGCAUAUAUGAGGAUACGGAUGCAGCCCUGCAACUAGAGGGUCUCUAUGCAGAGAUUUCCAGGCCUCUCCUGGCAGACGUGCACUUAGACUACCUGGGUGGCUUGGUUGGGGCCUCUUCUAGGGCCCAUUUCCCUAACUAUUUUUGUGGCUCAGAGCUGGUGGUGGCUGGCAAGGUGCAGCCAGGUGAACAGAAACUGGGCAUCCACUUGGCAGCCCGUGGCCCAAAUGGUCAUCUUCUUGUGGCCCACCAUAGUGAAGAAGCCACCAACAGCAGCCAAAAAGCCUUCGGUUGCCCAGGGAAACCUGCCCUCAAUGUGGCCCACUUUAUCCGCCGCUUGUGGGCCUAUGUCACUAUUGGUGAGCUGCUGAAGGCACGCUUCCAAGCCAGGGACACCACAACUCGCCGUCUGCUGGCCGCCAAAGCCCUCAACCUAUCCCUUGAAUACAACUUUGUCACAGCUCUGACUUCACUGGUUGUGGUACACCUCGAGAAGACCAAUGAGGAAGCCAUAACCCAGCCAUCCACCACAGCCAAGACAAGCACAGUCAUACCCUCAUCCAGCAACAGGCUUGGACUAGGAGCAGGCACAGUUCAGCCAGCCUCAAUUCUCAAGGUCUCUUCCAAAUCAAAACCCACAAAACCAACCUCAACUAUUACUGUUCCUACAAUGAAGAUGAUCAGUUCCAAGGAGCUAGAGACACUGGGUCAGUGGUCUGAUAGCGUAACAACUUCAAUACAACCAAAGCCCCAAAUUCCAGCCCAAGAUUCCAGCACCUUGGCACUGCCAACUUUGAAGAUGAAACCUCUUGCCCAUGUGCCUUCAAAUUCUAAUGACCCAUUGCCUCAGAAGCCCAGUACUUCAACACACCAGAACCCUGGCAUCACAUCACAGGUUAAUUCUGGGACACAUAUUCUGACGUUGAAUCCUGGGAGCCCUGCCCAGCCCAAAGGUGGCACCACGAAACAUUUUAAUCCAUUUACUCCUUUCAAUCUCCCUGCUCCAUCAGAUGCCCACUCUACACCAGAUACCCCAUCAUACCUUCAACCUGUAUCACAGGAACCUAUAUCACAGUUACCCCAAAGCCUGCCACAGCCCAAAUCUAUUUCCACAUUUCAAAUACCCAAACACCCAUUACACCUCAAUGUCAAAGAUCUUGCUCCCAAGACUUCCCCAAAUUUACCACACUCUAAACCAGGGAAUGUCUCACCCAAGUCUCCUAAAAUCCCUUCAUCUCAUAAACCUAGUAUCUUAUCUCAACAAACUUCUCCUAGCCUACUACUUUCCAAGUCCAGAACACCAACUCCCUAUAGCACCCAAAUCCCACUGCCUGCCAGACCCAGGCCACUAGUUCCUCAGAGCCUCAGCACAUUCUCAAGUACACUUUCUAGUUCUACAAGUCCCAGCAGCACUGUGGCUACCUCUGUUCCUGGGGAACCUCUCCCUUCUCCCUUUACCUCUCCUCUGACCUCUCUGCUGCCCACUACAAGACGCUGGCACCAGCAAGACCUGCUGCUAGGACCCAAGAGCACCAGUACUCUCCCGGAAGCCAUCAGUCUUCACCUUCUCCCAGAGAAGCUCCAGCUGCUGUCAGAGUCAGUGGAAGAGUCCAAGUUCGUGGAGUCCUUGAACCCACCAGUUUUCUAUACCUUCCUCACACCUGACAAAGAUGGAAGUCCACACUGGCAUGGAAAUUCUGAGAGGAUCCUGGGAGUUGCUGAACAUGACAUGGACUCUGAGGAAAGUUCUAAGGAGCUGGUAACAGGCACAUGGCCAAGCAUCUUCACCUUCUCGUCCUCUGUGGAUGGGGACCCCCACUUUGUGAUUCACAUUCCUCACUCAGAUGAGAAGAUCUGCUUCACAUUGGAUGGGCGCCCAGGCGACCUCCUGAAGCUCAUAGAGGAUCCUAAGGCAGGAUUGCAUGUGAGUGGGCAGUUGCUUGGAGCGCCAUCAAGACCAGGUCAUAAGGACCAGAUCCGGACAUAUUUCCAUAUCAUCACAAUCACUUCAGAUAAGCCCCAGGCCUACACCGUUACAAUAAGUCGAAGUUCUAUAACUGUGCAAGGUGAGAGCACGUUGAGCUUACCCUGGAACCAACCCACCCUGGUGAAGAAGCCCCAGCUGGAGCUCCGUGUGGCUUCUGCAGCCUGUCUCACCCUCCGCCUCGGACCCCACCUCAACUUCCUCAUCCUUCGUCACCAGUACAGACACCCCAGCACACUACAGCUGCCCCAUUUGGGGUUCUAUGUGGUCGAUGGCUCAGGCCUCACCCCCUCAGCCCGUGGCCUGAUGGGACAGUUUCAACACACAGACAUCCGGCUGGUAACAGGACCUGCUGGGUCUUAUUUACAGAAGCCCCAUGGCCUGGACGUGCCAGUGGACCUAGGCAAGCGGCUGCUGAAAGAGUCACCAAGGCUGCUCCCCCGCUGGACUUCAUGCUGGCUGGUGAAGCGCUCUCAUGUGGAGCGGCUGCUGGGUCGGCCCUACCUUGCUUAUGUUCUGUGA